CUUAUUUCUCGUCACUCACGGUACACAUCUUCGCCCUCAUUUUCUUUCUACCCACCGCAUCGUCUCCUUAUCACUCUGCUCUAGCCGUAUUCGUGCUGCUCAAGUUUUCUUUGCGCUCGCUCUCCACUUGUUCUUUGCAUCGCACGAUUGUUUCGUUUUCCCAAGUUUCACAAUGGCACGUACCAAGCAGACAGCCCGUAAAUCUACCGGAGGUAAAGCUCCCAGGAAGCAGCUGGCCACCAAGGCUGCGAGGAAAUCCGCCCCGACCACCGGAGGUGUGAAGAAGCCGCACCGUUAUCGUCCAGGAACAGUCGCUCUUCGAGAAAUCCGUAAGUACCAAAAGAGCACGGAGCUAUUGAUCCGUAAGUUGCCGUUUCAGAGAUUGGUUCGCGAGAUCGCUCAAGACUUUAAGACCGAUCUGCGUUUCCAGAGCCACGCUGUCCUAGCCCUUCAGGAGGCAGCAGAGGCCUACCUGGUUGGUUUGUUUGAGGAUACCAACUUGUGUGCCAUCCAUGCAAAGCGGGUGACAAUUAUGCCCAAAGACAUCCAACUGGCCAGGAGAAUCAGGGGAGAGAGGGCGUAGGCUGUGAAAUCCCUGUGUAGAUUUUAUGCAAAUAUGAAACCAAAAAAGUACCAAAAAAAAUAAAAUAAAAUCAAUUUGGGGUUCUUUUGAACCCACCAAA
Messenger RNA from Physcomitrium patens, 683 nucleotides. Its product is annotated as histone H3.3. The record is from RefSeq and is a predicted model, not a curated record. Gene Ontology annotation, molecular function: structural constituent of chromatin; protein heterodimerization activity; DNA binding. Gene Ontology annotation, cellular component: nucleosome. Lineage: Eukaryota; Viridiplantae; Streptophyta; Bryopsida; Funariales; Funariaceae.